Molecule: messenger RNA, 1740 nt
Organism: Penicillium oxalicum
Lineage: Eukaryota; Fungi; Ascomycota; Eurotiomycetes; Eurotiales; Aspergillaceae
Product: U4/U6-U5 snRNP complex subunit PRP3
Exons: 1
Coding region: 1-1740 (579 amino acids)
Biological process (GO): mRNA splicing, via spliceosome
Cellular component (GO): U4/U6 x U5 tri-snRNP complex
Source: RefSeq, a predicted model, not a curated record
AUGGCUGAUCACUCAGUGAGUGGUUUGAAACGACCUCAUCCUGAGGAUGACGGCACCGGCGCUCAGAAACGAACUCGGUCCAACAAUGGAUCUCCCGCGCCAGGUCAGGGAGGUCCGGUGCCUGGCAAGCCCGACAUUGCAAAGAUGGUCGCGGAGGCAAAGGCCAGAGCUGAAGCUGUUCGUGCACGACUGCAAGCAAAUCUCGGCGGCGCACCGCCCUCCGCAUCUAGUCCCAGCCCUCCACCUCCGGCAGUGAGCCCUGCGAUGUCCAAGUUGGAACAGAUGAAAGCAAGGGUAGCAGCUGCUACAAGCCGAGCUAGUGCAGCAUCAUCUCAGCAACGAACAGCCGCUCCUGCUCCAUCCUAUCAACCUCCAGUGCGUGAUGACGAGGGUCUCUCAAAGGCCCGCGGUGGCCUGGAUGUUGGCCUCCACCCAGCCCUACUCGCAGACACGACGCCCAGCUUCCGCGGUGCAAAGGACCGACAGCAGCAAAAGAGCGGCCAUCGACGAUUGGACCCAAACAAGCAGCUUGAUCUGUCCGGCCCGUCCAUUGAUGAAAUCAAAAACCAACCGUAUUUCGAUCCCAGUCUUGGUCCGAAGGCAACAGUCGCAAAGCCACGGCAAUCGCGGCAGCUGAUUUUCAAUGAGAAAGGGAAAUACAUUCAACAGGCCGCGGCGCUCCGACGGCAGGCGCAACUGGAGGCCAUGAAGAAGCGCAUUGCGGAGAAGGCUAGACAGGCAGGGAUCGAUGAGGACAUAGAUCUGGAAAAAGCAUAUCUGGUACCUGCGCCACCAGCGAUAGAGUGGUGGGAUGAAGGUUUGGUCAACGGCGGCGACUACUCUGCCAUUGAAGAUCCAGCAAACUUGAAGAUCGAUACCAGCGACACUAUCAUCACCCGCUACGUUCAGCAUCCCAUUCUCUUGGAGCCGCCUCAGGAGAAGCACAUGCCAGCGCAGAAACCCAUGCAUUUGACGCCGAAGGAACAAGCGAAAAUUCGCCGCCAGCGUCGCAUGGCAAAUUUGAAGGAGCAGCAGGCGAAGAUUCGGCUCGGCUUGGAACCGGCACCAGCUCCCAAAGUCAAGAAAUCCAACCUCAUGCGGGUGCUCGGUGAACAGGCGGUCAAGGACCCCACGGCCGUGGAAGCCCGUGUCAACAGAGAGAUUGCGGAGCGCAAGGAGGCGCAUGAGAUGAUGAAUGAGGAGCGCAAGCUGACUAAAGAACAGCGACGUGAAAAGCUAGCCGCGCAGCAAGAGAAGGACGCGGAACUGGGCAUCUACGUGUCCGUGUACAGAAUUGACAGCCUUGCGAGCGGUCGAAAUCGUUUCAAGAUCGGCAAGAACGCCGAGCAGAAUGCUUUAACUGGGAUUUGUGUUAUGCAUCCCAAACUCAACCUGGUUAUCGUCGAAGGCGGCAAGCAUUCAAUCAACAACUACCGAAAACUGAUGCUCAAUCGCAUUGACUGGUCCGAUAAUCCCGGUCCAAGCACAUCCGUUGUUAACAACAAAGAUGAAGGUCAACCUAUCUGGCUCUCUACAGAGGAUGAGAACGGUGAACCUCGAGAUUUUGGUAACAAUACUUGCACGCUCCUCUGGGAAGGACAAGCGAAAACUCGAGUGUUUAGGAAAUGGCUGGGCGCAAGAAUUUGCGAGACAGAUUCAGCUGCCAAGGAUGUCCUGACUCGGUCGAAAAUGGAGAACUUCUGGACGCUAGCCAAGAGUGCCAAGCCGUCCGAGUUCUAA